UAACAGCUGUGGACUCCAAGCGGCGCCGAAUGCACGCCAGGAAUGCUGUCUCUCUUAUCCGCUGUUUUGCUCGCAGUAGUCAAUGAGCGCGCAGACUCGCGCGUCAGCCAGAACGCGUUAAAAGAGGAGCGUCCGCGGAUAAUUCGCAUUUCAAAGCGAACCACCGGCGGUUUGAGGAGGCAGAUAACACAAACGGUUCUAGGUGGAAGUCGUGGCAUUUGACGCUCUCGUCAAGAUGAAGAGCGAGAGUAAAGGAGGCACUAAACAAAGGAACUUCAGGAUAGCCGUCCUAGGCCAUUCAAACGUGGGAAAGUCGGCGCUGACUGUGCGCUAUUUGACGCGGCGCUUCAUCGGCGAGUACCAUUCCAACUCAGACCUGCUCUACAGACAGACGGUGAACGUUCAAAAUAGCCAGCUGGACGUGGAAAUCGUCGAUGUGUCCGGAGAAACGAGGGAUUGCGAAUUUCCCGCUGAUCUGGUGCAGUGGGCCGACGUGUGCAUCCUUGUGUAUGCAGUCAACGACAGAGCCAGUUUCGAAACGGCCCGGCGCCUGCUGGAACGACUGAGUUUGGAGCGGAAGUCACGCAGCAAAGAUGAGGAGAGGCCUGUCUUCGCGCUCAUCGGCAACAAAGCUGACUUGGAACACUUCAGAGUGGUGGCAAAAAGCGAGGGGUGCGAGUCAGCGGCCGAGCACAAUUGCUACUUUGCUGAGCUCUCCGUAGCCGAGGACUGCGACGAAGUGAUUAAAGUUUUUGAGACCAUCUUGGUGCGUUGCAGAACUCCCACCUCGCCGUCAGGCUCUUUGAAAAAAGAGCCGUACUUCGGCAGCACCGAGAACAAAAGUGGUUUCACCAUCCGCAAGUUUUCUGUGACCAAAAUUCUGUCCUCGCUGCUGGCAAAGGCGACCAGCAACAACAGCAGCAGCAAUUCCACCGGCGGCGCGGCGACCAGCAACGGCACCAUGGUGGUGUGUCAGCCGUCCGAUUUGCACAGAAACAAACUGGUUCAACGGAGGCUCGGUAGGGUGUCUCUGUAAAAAAUAGGAGACAAUGAAUGAACAAUAAUGACUCCCGUGACGUACGUGACGUCCGAGUCAGUGAGCAGCAGCGUUUUUGACUGCGGGCAGUUCCACACGUACGGUGGUGAAAUCUGUAAGACUGAGUCGGAUCUAGUUUGUUUUUACUUCGCGCGCAUCUCGUUACUUGUUCUCUUGAGAAUUUGGCUCUCUGCUGUGUACACUUCUUAUUAUUUGUUUAAAUAAAUUUGAGAAUCAUUUCAUCACA
Molecule: messenger RNA, 1283 nt
Organism: Cloeon dipterum
Lineage: Eukaryota; Metazoa; Arthropoda; Insecta; Ephemeroptera; Baetidae
Product: ras-related and estrogen-regulated growth inhibitor-like protein
Exons: 5
Coding region: 236-1036 (266 amino acids)
Molecular function (GO): GTP binding; GTPase activity
Source: RefSeq, a predicted model, not a curated record